AUGCCCAAGCGUACCGAACGCAAGCGCGAGAGACGGAGGCUCCGUCGAUUCCUCCUCAUCGCGCUGCCCCGUCGCCACUUUUCUCUGUCUUCCACCACACUCUCUAUCAAGCGGCUCGCCAUCACCGAGGCCUCGAGCAGUGCCAGUGCCAACGUUCCGGCUCGCGCUGCGGACACUCCACCUCGCGAUGCGAGUGACAACAACGACCUGCGUGAUCGACUCGCGAUACUCGAGGCUUCAGUCGCCCGUCUUCUCACGAGCGAGACCGUCCGUGACCGUGACCAGCGAAUCGCGGACCUCGAGGCUUUAGUCUCCAGUCUUCGCAGUCAAGUCGCCGAACGCGACGCGCAGGUGUCCGGGCUCAAUCAGCGGCUCGGCGGACGCGACGUGCAGCUCGCCGGCUACAACCAGCGGGUCAGUAUAUGCGAAACAGAGAUAACCUUCCUCAAGCGGCAGGUCGCCGAACGUGACACGCAGAUCACCGGGCUCAACCGGCGGGCCACCGAACGCGACGUGCAGACCAACGGCCUCAUCCAGCGGGUCGCCGUACGCGACACGCAGAUCACCAGCCUCGACCAGCGGAUCGCCGAACGCAACACGCAGAUUUCAGCCCUCGACCAGCGGAUCGUCGACCGUGACGUGCAGAACAACGGCCUCGUCCAGCGGGUCGCCGUAUGCGAGACGCAGAUCACCGGCCUCGAAGGGCGGAUCAACGAACGCGACACGCAUAUCCGAGCCCUCAACCAGCGGAUCACCGAGCGCGACGCGCAGACGUCUGUCCUUAACCAGCGGGUCGCCGAACGCGACGCGCAAAUCUCCUCCCUCGACCAGCGGGUCGCCGUACGCGACAGGCAGGUUACCGAACUCGACCAGCGGAUCGCUGUACGCGACAGGCAGAUCACAGCUCUCGAAGGGCGGAUCGACGAACGCGACGGGCAAAUCAGAGCCAACCAGCGGAUCGCCGAACACAGUACCAUUGUUCAGCAAGUAACACGCGCGAUCCAUUCGGUCGCCCCCCAUUGGCUCGCCCGCUUCCUCCCUGGUUAG
Epithele typhae is the source of this 1047-nucleotide messenger RNA. RefSeq lists its product as uncharacterized. The transcript is spliced from 3 exons. Gene Ontology annotation, cellular component: type III intermediate filament. The record is from RefSeq and is a predicted model, not a curated record. NCBI's taxonomy places the organism in Eukaryota, Fungi, Basidiomycota, Agaricomycetes, Polyporales, Epitheliaceae. The coding region runs from base 1 to 1047 and encodes 348 amino acids.